CUGCGAAGGCUGGCGAAGAUAAAGAAAGACGAACUCGAGACGCUGAGGAAAGAGAAGGCCCGAACACCACGAGCUGGAGCAGCAACGUCGCAAGCAAUCGUGGGCGAUAACAGCCACGACACGAUACUUUUUGAACGACACGGUUCUCAAGAGCAGAAGGCAGCCGGUGCCAUUGGCGCCUCCACGUGGUUCCCGACGACAAUAGUGCAACUGGUGGAUGAGGAGCCUAGAGAUUGGAAGCCUCCGCCAAAGAUUUAUCUCUCGUGUUUUGGGGUUCGGGGCGUUCGACAAGCAGAACUGGUGGUUCGUGAAGACGACGCAUCCGGACGGCGGCGUGACGAUGGUAACUUAUUAUGA
Molecule: messenger RNA, 357 nt
Organism: Linum tenue
Lineage: Eukaryota; Viridiplantae; Streptophyta; Magnoliopsida; Malpighiales; Linaceae
Source: the annotation of a GenBank genome assembly